Cuscuta campestris is the source of this 1620-nucleotide messenger RNA. Lineage: Eukaryota; Viridiplantae; Streptophyta; Magnoliopsida; Solanales; Convolvulaceae. The record is from the annotation of a GenBank genome assembly.
AAUUACGCAUGAUCUCUUACGCAUGCACAUGAUGUGAUAUGCUUCAAUAUAAAUGUUGAAAUGAAUGACAUGAUGUGAACAAUUUGCAAACAAUAUGAAUAUAUAAUCAUGCAUUAGUUUAUUUGGAUGAAACAUGAUUAAAAUAUCAUUUAAUAAAACUACUGGGCUCAGAACGGUCGACCGUUUGGCGCGACGGUCGACCUUGAUCUUCAUCAGGGUACAAACCUGGAAAUCAUCGGCCGAAACCUUACGGAUGAGCGGGAGUGGAAACAACAUCGAAAUUUGCCAACUUUGUCAUUUCCGUCACAACUGGACAGCCUGCGGUAUUUUGGGCAUAUCUCCAUCGUUUCUUCACGGAAUUGCAAACCGUUUGAUUCUGUGGAUUCCUAAGAUAAACACUUACCCUAUAAGAUGUCCUUUCUAGCAUGGCGCGUUUUGGAGAGGCGCCUUCCCACUGAUGAUGUCCUGGCGAGAUUUGGCUUUGCUUUGCCUUCUCGGUGCUUAUGUUGUUCGCCGCCAGGACGGGAGACCAUUACACACAUUUUCUAUCAUGGGAGCAUGGCGCGGCGUGUUUGGACUUAUUUCACAGAGUCUGCCCGUAUCCGGGGCACACAUCACAGUUUGAGGUCCGCCUUGAGUAUAUGGUGGGCGCAGAGGCCGAGGAGCAGGAUGCUCUCGUUCCUGUUCCACCGCCUGCCGAUGAUCAUUCUUUGGGAGAUUUGGACGCACUAUGCUGCGUGCAAGUAUGGGGAUGCUCGCCCCAACUUUGCACGCAUUAUUUUCCGGGUGGCUACGGCGGUGUCGGAAUGCAUCUAUCGUCGCUGGCCUAGCGGGGGUCUCUUGCCUUCCCGAUGGUCGGUGAUCAUGGAGCACGUUCGACGAGGCUCUGGACGCAGGAGGGUGGUGCCGAUUCGGUGGGUCCCACCGCUGGGUGGCACCAUCAAGGUGAAUGUGGCGAGGGCCCCGCUACGUGGGGCAUUUGCAACGAUCGUGCGUGACUCGACAGGUAAGUUUCUUUAUGUUGUUUCUUCUAUUGCAUUCAGGUGGGAACCAGUGGAGCGUGGAGGGAUGGAUGUGAUUCUUCGGUGUAUUCCGUGGUGUAUAUCCCAGUCCUUCUUGCGUAUCCACGUGGAGUCCCAUCAUUCAGAGCUAGCUUGUUUCUUUAGAGAAGGUACCCCGUGGUACUUUCAUGAUGUUUAUGCUAGACUGCGUUUCCUCUGUUCUAUCGCGACGGUCCAGUGGUUUCAUUGUGACGUGCGGGCGAAUGCCCCGACGACUGAGUUGGCAUUGUGGGCCGUGGAUAGUACAGAGGGGACGCGGGAGUUUACUAAUCUGCAGGAUCUUGACAUUCGGGUACGAUCUCUCCUUCCUAUGGACGAUCUGCCCUUCUUUCGCAUAGAUGAGGAUGGGGGUAACCCCUAGUUGUACUGAUUUGGGUGCCUUAACGACCGCGUCUGCGGUUAAGAAGCGCACGUAUGUACCCGCGGUUAAAGGGUGCCCGUUGGUUCCCGCGGUUUGGGGCCACGUGUUGUACCGACGGUGAACGGUGCCUUUGCGAGAUGACGGGCGUAGUUUCGCAGAGUUUCUUUUGCCCCCGUCGACUCCUGCGGCUCCUGGGGU